This is a messenger RNA of Anolis sagrei ordinatus, 402 nucleotides long. The record is from RefSeq and is a predicted model, not a curated record. NCBI's taxonomy places the organism in Eukaryota, Metazoa, Chordata, Lepidosauria, Squamata, Anolidae.
AUGGCUGUCAAUGAAGUCAAGAUCAAGGUCAAGAUCAAGGUGGUUUAUUGUCGUUCCUGAGGAUACAGUUCCAGGUUUCAGCAGCUGAAGAUGGACCUCGAAAAAGAGUUUCCGGACCAGCUGGAAAUUACUGGAGAAGGGACGCCUAAUGUCACAGGAUGGUUCGAAGUGACAGUGGCAGGAAAGCUGGUGCACUCCAAAAAGAAUGGAGAUGAGUUUGUGGAUAAUGACACCAAACGCAGCAAAAUAACAACGGCCAUCAAAGAAGCUUUAACCUCACCAAAAAAAGAAGAGACUUCAACGUCACCAAAAAAAGAAGCUUUAACCUCACCAAAAAAAGAAGAGCCUUCAACGUCACCAAAAAAAGAAGAUUCAACUCCACCAAAAAAAGCUUCAAAAUAA